This is a messenger RNA of Closterium sp. Naga37s-1, 531 nucleotides long. NCBI's taxonomy places the organism in Eukaryota, Viridiplantae, Streptophyta, Zygnematophyceae, Desmidiales, Closteriaceae. The record is from the annotation of a GenBank genome assembly.
AUGGAGGCGGGACUCGUAGUCCGGGGUGAGGUUGUAGAGGAGGCGAUGGAUUUGGAGUGGUACGGGGAGGGCAGCUUGGCGUGCUGCAAGGCGAUCAGCGACCUCCCGCAUGCGUCCCACAUAGUCAACUGCGCCGUCACACGUAGCGAGGGUGAUGGAGAAGUACUCCUGGAAAAGGGCGCCGGCCGAGCUGAUGUCGCGACGCUCAAACAUUGCCUGGAGCUCGGCCCAAAUGAGGGAGGCGCGCAUCUCGCGAGCUUGAAAGCGGCGCAUGAGGGCGUCGGGGAGGGCGCCGAGGAGGAUGGUGCAGGCGCAGUUGCGAGUGGCACGUUCCGCUGUUGCAAAGUCGUGAUGAUGCACCGCAACUUCAUGCUCCGCCUUGCGGAUGAGGUACUCGCGGCGAUGAGGGGAGGAGGGAGGAAGGUGGCAUCAGCGGCCUCCUGGAGUUCUGGAGUAGCGGCGAUCACCAAGGUAGGUUCAGGAGGAGGAGGGCCAGGGGGAAUGGAGGGAGGAGGGGGUUCACCGAGGUGA